AUGCCGUUCUCCUCCUCAUCCUCCUCCUCCGGCCCCGAGGUGUCUACCACCCCGCUUGCAGACUACUUCUGGAUCGCCGGUGUUGAUGGCACAGAAAUCUUAGAGACUUUUCAAAGACUGGGCGAUGAAUACAGAGCAAACAGUGCCACCUCCCCUGGCCCCGCUCUUGCGGACACUAUCGAGGAAGAUGCGGACGCGGAGGAGGCACACGACCCCCGUUUGGACUCCCUCUCUCGGCCCACUUCCAUGGCUGGAGGCCGCAAUUCCUUCCAGCGUUUCUCAAUGCGCUCGGGAGACUCCAGUGAAUCCAGCGGGAAUGGCACCAGCAGCAACCGGAGCAGUCUGACCAUCAAGGGUAAUCAAUCGCCCAGAGGGUCGUCGUUCCUAGAAGAUUUUGACUUUGACAAGGCCCUGUUCAAGUUUGCGAACGAGCGGGAGUCGUUCCUGUCGGAUCUGAGUCUCAGUGCCGGAGCUAUCACUCCCACGUCGCGCCCCAGGUCCAGGUUACGUACACAGAAGAUUGUCUCUGAAGAGACCCCCUCCCAGCCAUCUAGCUUGCUUAGAUCAGGUAUUGGUAGCGUGCGGCGUCAUAUGGCAUUCAGAGACAUGAACAGUAUGAAACGGCAGCCGUCAGUUGCUCGUCAAGCUUCUAUUCGGACCUCGCGACGACUCAGUAAUUACAACUCAGUUAUUCCGGCACCACAACCGUUGGAGAUCUCCCCUACCAUGCAUCCCCUGAAACGCCGUUUUGAGCCCGUUCUCCUCGACCGGUACCCAACCAAAGGAAUGUCUGACGAGCUGAAGCAACGGGGCAACUUCCCAGACUAUGUCCCGAUGUUUGCCUUUCCGAACGAUAUCCAUAUUGUUUCUUCAGAUCAGAGACCGCGCUCUACCUGGCACGGGUUUGUCAUGACAACUGACAAUGGCUCACGACUGCACGCCAUUUGUCUUAUCAUAUGGAUUCCACUGAAUCAGCGAGCUGCGGAGGAAUUGGAAAAACGCUGCGAGGAAUGGCGAAAAGACAAUAUGACAGACGAAGAGCGAGAGCUAGCGGCCAGUCUCGGUGAAAGGCUAGCGAGCGAACGGGCCAAACUCUCGAGACUUCUAGCCCAACUCCCCACGGUGCCUUCAGGGUCGGAACAAAGAGAGCAGCUGGAGGAUGAGAUCAGUGCGGUUGAAGAGAAAAUCGGCUUAAUGACCGACCUUUUACGCCCAGUCCGGCACGGUGCAGCAUCAAAAAUUGAAGGUCUGACUGACGGCGACACGGGAUUCUGGAUCCCCCGCGCUUACGGUAUUCUUGGGCGGGAAGAAAGCAUGACGAGUUUCUGGAAAGAGUGGCUGAAAGCAGUAAUUGUGCCCAUGACUGAGGGAAGCAUUCAGCGGAUCCCUCCAAGCUCUCCGCGGAUGGGGAUGUGGCAACCCUUGGAACGAUAUGUGAUGAACCUAUGCACUGAGGCAUUUAGCCCCAAUUCGUCCAAGACCCAAGUAGAGCUUUCGGUCCGGGAGUUGCGCCUGUUUGCACGAAAGGAAGCUACCAACGAACUGCCAGGCUCCCGAAAUACUGAUCUCUAUGCACUAUUCCGAACUUUGUCGCUGCCGAACAUCAUCAUUCUUUUCGAGUAUGCACUGACCGAAUCGCGUAUAAUAUUCUUGUCGUCCCAUACUUCGAUGCUUUACUUGGCUACUAGGGCACUGGUUGAUUUGUUGUUCCCAUUCCAGUGGACUGGAGUGCUCAUUCCUGUUUUGCCUGCACGUUUGAUCCAAGCUCUCGAAGCUCCUUGUCCUUACAUUGUAGGUAUCGAGCGGAGAUAUGAGAAGGUUGAGCUACCAUCGGAUGACUUCGUCUUGGUGGAUCUCGACGCAGACCUCAUUGAGAGUACAGUUCGGCCAACGCCCCUGCCGCGUCACCAGCGGAGAAAGCUGCAUUCGCUACUUCAACUGGCCGCCCCCCACCACAGUCGGUGCGGUGUCCCAACUGGUCCGCCAGCAUAUGCAGUGGAGACGUUCCCGUUCGAUGCGUUUAUGUCGGAGAAUUCCUCUAUUUUCCACUCCAAAGCGCAGUCGACUCAGUUAGCGAAAUACGUCAGCCUUAACUCGAACGCAUUCGGCCAGGCCUCGAUGCCGGGAACGUAUGCGCCUCUUGUAUUCAAUGCUUAUCUGCAUGCUCGCUACGAGCAGGUUCCGUCUAGGGGAUAUUCGUCUAAGGGUCCUGACCGGCCGGGACUGGAUCGUCCAAGACCGGGUCGCCUCCUUCACCUAGGGACACCUCUCCCACAUCAGGCAUCCUUGCGCGAGAAGCGCUCAGGUCAUUUCGAUGCUGCAUCACGAAGAAGUUCGUCGUUCGGUAUGGAAUUAAGAGGAGGUGUUCCCAGACGGCCAAGUGCUCCUUUCCUAGGCCACACCUCGAAUUUAUCUGUGACAACACUGAAUACGGAAUAUAAUUCUGGGUCAACUUACGCACCCUCCGUCUAUGCCCAAUCGACUGUUGCUGCGUCCACCAUUGUUCCACAGCCUUCUUCGCAACCAAUUCACAACUCCGAAGGCACCUGUUGGGUGGAGGGGCAUUGCUUGCAAGUGCUGCCAUGCGACGACAAGUCUAUUUGUGCAAUCUGUGAUGAAAGGGCUGACGAAGCCAUGUACAAGUGUAACGCCUGUAAGACUCUUGUUCACAACCGUUGCGCCUUGCAGAUCUGCCUGGUGUGUCCCGCUGCGUUCCAUCCGGAACAGAUUCGCGCCGCAUUUGUAAGGUGUUUUGCUAGCUUGCUCUAUACCUACAAGAAGUUCUUACAACCUGCUUCUGGUGAUAAGAAGAAAGCGGGCCUGACCUAUAGCUUCAACAUGGAGGCAUUCCUGAAGAGCUUGCCAGGUGAGCAUGCUGAAUAUGCUGCCGUCCUGCAGCAAACACAAAGCUUCAAUGAAUUCAUCAGUGAAAGAGAAAGAGUCAAUCCCAAGUCCAAGGAUCCAAGAAUGGCCCUUUUUGAUGAGAUCGUCUUAUCCAAACGCAAUCGUGGGCGGACUUCUUUUUUCUCUAGCCGAAUGCAGACGGAUUUCCUUUCGGAUACGUCGAAUCAUCUUUGGGUAACUGCCAGUGCUAGUUCCUUUGGUCCAGGUAGCAGGGGGCAACAAGGUCUUUCUGGGGAUUAUACCCGUGUCGUCACUAGAGCACCAGCAAAACUCGAUAACAGCCUGAUGAAAGAGCCCCGCAUGAUCCACGGAGCCCCUCGGGUAUCGAAGACGGCAAACAAUGCCCGUAGAAAGCCACUGCCUAAGCUCAUGAACGGGCUGGCCAUCUCACCCCCAUAA
Messenger RNA from Aspergillus nomiae NRRL 13137, 3303 nucleotides. RefSeq names its product dDENN domain protein. The record is from RefSeq and is a predicted model, not a curated record. Gene Ontology annotation, biological process: regulation of Rab protein signal transduction. Gene Ontology annotation, cellular component: cytoplasmic vesicle. The transcript has 5 exons. Lineage: Eukaryota; Fungi; Ascomycota; Eurotiomycetes; Eurotiales; Aspergillaceae. Bases 1 to 3303 code for a protein of 1100 amino acids.